GAUGUAACUAAUUGCCUUGUGAAUUGCAUCAGGUACACCUGAAUUCAUGGCACCAGAACUUUAUGAAGAGGAAUAUGAUGAGCUGGUAGAUAUAUACUCUUUUGGCAUGUGUGUACUAGAAAUGCUUACUUCUGAAUAUCCAUACUGCGAGUGCUCUAAUCCUGCUCAAAUCUACAAGAAAGUCACCUCGGGAAAGUUACCGGCAGCAUUCUACCGAAUUACUGAUGUCGAAGCUCAGAGAUUUAUUGGAAGAUGCUUACAGAAUGCUACUGAGCGGCCAAAUGCACAUGACCUAUUAAUGGAUCCAUUUCUUGCUCGUAAAGAAGUCGAGCAAUUGCCUAUCAUGACCAUUCCAAGUGACAUGACAAUUACGGGGACCAUUAAUUCAGAAGACGACGCCAUCUUUCUCAAAGUACAAAUCUCGGAUAAGGAUGGUAAUGCUAGAAACAUAUACUUCCCGUUCGAUAUUUCAAGCGAUACUGCAUUGGACGUUGCUUCAGAAAUGGUUAAAGAAUUAGAAAUAACUGAUUGGAAGCCAUAUCAGAUUGCUGAUAUGAUAGAUGAAGAAAUUUCUGGUUUGGUCCCAGCUUGGAAGGAUCUGAACUCUAUUAAUCAAAACCAUGAGCAGCAUAGUUACAACUUCUACGAAGAUGAUGACGAUAGUACCCACCAUCCUUUCUACUCUGUCUCCUCCCUUUCUUCCUCUCCAGCUUCCCUGUCCGAUCCUUUUUCUCCAAAAGGAGAUGAAUUCCAUCACUGGAAUACUUUAGGCCAUGAUUGGGAUCAAGGUAUGGUGAUUUAUAAAUAACAUUGUCUGCUCUUUUGG
Messenger RNA from Olea europaea var. sylvestris, 826 nucleotides. RefSeq names its product probable serine/threonine-protein kinase WNK5. Lineage: Eukaryota; Viridiplantae; Streptophyta; Magnoliopsida; Lamiales; Oleaceae. The record is from RefSeq and is a predicted model, not a curated record. The transcript has 3 exons. Gene Ontology annotation, molecular function: ATP binding; protein serine/threonine kinase activity. The coding region runs from base 47 to 808 and encodes 253 amino acids. Gene Ontology annotation, cellular component: cytoplasm. Gene Ontology annotation, biological process: protein phosphorylation; intracellular signal transduction.